Molecule: messenger RNA, 957 nt
Organism: Nerophis lumbriciformis (worm pipefish)
Lineage: Eukaryota; Metazoa; Chordata; Actinopteri; Syngnathiformes; Syngnathidae
Source: RefSeq, a predicted model, not a curated record
AUGAGGAAGAAGUACCUGUUCAUCAAGCCAACAUGCGUGAGCGUCUUGGUUAUAAUCAUCUUGUGGGACAACCUGUUGAAGCGUUACAACAAAAACUGGACGAAGAAUGACGACAACCACCAAAACUUUACUUCCGAGCUGAGCGCCGCGUGUCAUGGAUUCGAGAAAGCCAUCGUCACGCAGGCCAACACGCCCGUCGGAAGCAGAUUUGAAUACGAUGGCGAUAACAGCUCUCUGCGGGUGACUCCGAAGAUGUUUAAAACCUUCAUCAAAGAGCAUCCUUUCUCCAAAGAGAAGUUCGCUACAUGCGCCGUGGUUGGCAGCGGCGGUAUCCUGAUACACAGCAAGUGCGGGAAAACCAUCGACUCGGCGGACUUUGUGUUCAGGUGCAAUCUGCCACCUCUGAACGACGAGUACGGCCCGGAUGUGGGCGUCAGGACCGACCUUGUCACGGCCAAUCCCAGUAUCUUCGAGAAAAAGUACGAGUUUUUGACGGCACAACGGGAGAACUUUGUGGAGGCACUCCAGAGUUAUGGGAAGGCCUUGGUCUUCAUGCCUGCCUUCUCCUACAGCCAGUACACGGCACUUUCCAUGUGGGCCGUCAACACGAUGGAGGAAUUCGACAGCCCCACUCGCGCUGUCUUCUUCAAUCCGGAGUACCUGCGCAACCUGAUCCAGUUCUGGAGAGACAAGGGACUCAGGUCCAUUCGUCCCUCCACGGGCUUCCUGGUGGUCAGCCUGGCUCUGGAGGUGUGCUCCGAAGUGCAUCUUUACGGCUUUUGGCCGUACAGCACUCCCCCGUACGGACGCCACACGCUCACCAAUCACUACUACGAUGACGUGAAGGUCAACGCCACGGCUCACGCCAUGCCUGUAGAGUUUGACCUACUGCUUGAUAAGCACAGCCAGGGCGUGCUCAAGCUUCAACUCGAGGAUUGUCCGGCUGACAGAAAAUAA